CAGCGCCCUGAACAUCAGUUGCAUGACCGUCAGGAACAGCAGUCUUCCCAGUGAGCUACAGGUUCAGCAGCGCAAUGGGCCGACAGGAAAGAAUAGCGCGAUCGAUCGUGCGGACAAUUCUCAAAGCGAAUGAGGGGAAGAGGCAAUCCAGCAGCCCCCUCGCAUUACUUCUAGCUCUCUUCUCUGCCUUCUUCUCCCUGUACCAGCUCGUGCUGCGCAAGGUUCGCCCCGCGGACUUUGCUAACCUUCGCCGGAGGCAUUGGGAUGUCAGCGAUGAUGAUUACGUCAGAUCGUUCCGGCCUGGCGAAGGCGAGGCGGGGGAAGAGGGUCUGAAGGCGAUCGGAGAUAUGGGAUUCUCAGGCUCGACUUUCUACUCCACCGCCGAUCAGAAGUACCUGGUCAAAUCUGUACCACGGCAUUCCGAACACUCAUUCUUCUGCGACGACCUCCUGACCCCAUACGUCCAGCACAUGGCAGCCAAUCCGCGGUCCCUUUUGGUCCGCAUCUGCGACUUUAUCUCUGCUUCUGGCCUUUCGCUAGGGCGCAUAUUUGGCUUCGCGCCCUCCCACCACAUCGUCAUGGACAAUAUCAUGUACGGGCGGGAGGAGGCCAAGAAGCGCGGCGAAGCGGAAUGGGAGCACUGGGAUCUCAAACCAACAUCGUAUUUCUACCCCGAGAGAGACAUUGCAGGCGGCGCCCUCACCAGUGAGGCGACCAAGAGUAAGCUCGCGGACGAGUUCCACGACAAGAUCGUACUCAGCCGGGAGCAAGCAGAGGACUUCUUCUCCAGUCUGGAUGCUGACACCAAGCUGCUUGCCGAGCACAAUGCUGUCGACUAUUCCCUCUUUCUCGUCCGGAUGAGCGCUCCCGGGCCAACUAUUGCCUCGGCAUCUUCGCCUGCGGAAUCAAGCAUGGUCCCGUCUCAACCACCAUCAGUUCCGCCGACUCCGCCGACAUGGAGGACGGGAGUUCGCUCGGCAGACGGGAAGUACAUCUUCCGCGCCUCCAUAUUAGAUUUCUUCUGGGCCAAGCACAAGGUCCAUGCUAAGAUGAUGACGCUCUUGAUUAAGCUCUGGAACGUCCUGAUCAGCAAGCAUGGCCCAAUGAGCAUCACCACCACGCCGGAUGACUAUCGAGAGAGAUUCCUGAAGAUGUGCAGAGGCAUCGUAGAGAUCAAAGAGUGAAAGGAAUGAGCUACACCGGCAUAAGAGAGCAAUGGAAGUAAACUGAAGUCCGGCGCUGUCAACUUCCUGUUUCAAAUGAACCUUCCUUCGAGACUUAGACUAGGCAAGCAGUUAUAGAUACCCUGGAUUCCUAUUACCAUCGCCUCUAGAAAUCUUGGCCCCGUCCUACGUGCCUUUUCCUGGUAUAGCCGUU
Messenger RNA from Chaetomium strumarium, 1377 nucleotides. RefSeq lists its product as uncharacterized. Lineage: Eukaryota; Fungi; Ascomycota; Sordariomycetes; Sordariales; Chaetomiaceae. The record is from RefSeq and is a predicted model, not a curated record. The transcript is spliced from 2 exons. Gene Ontology annotation, molecular function: 1-phosphatidylinositol-4-phosphate 5-kinase activity. The coding region runs from base 75 to 1184 and encodes 369 amino acids. Gene Ontology annotation, biological process: phosphatidylinositol phosphate biosynthetic process. Gene Ontology annotation, cellular component: plasma membrane.